AUGAAUCUCCUUUUUGUAUUUAUGGUCAUUCGCACGACAUCUACACUCCGAACCGAGUUGCCACGAAACCAAAGGUUUUGUUUAUUCACAAAUUCCAUAUUUGGUGAAAAGUCACAUUCAUCUCCUUUAAACGUCGAAAUCGACAUCAGCGUCCGAAGUAUGGGUCCUAUAUCCGAGCAGAAUAUGGAAUUUUCACUCGACUGCUACUUUCGACAGAAAUGGCUAGAUCGACGUUUAGCGUUCACGCCAAUCAAUCCAGACAAGCCCGUAAUGCCACUUGCAAGCAAGAUGUUGAAGGACAUUUGGGUACCCGAUACUUACAUCCGAAAUGGCCGCAAAUCUUAUCUGCAUACUCUUACGGUUCCGAAUAUUCUGUUCAGAGUACGGUCUGAUGGUCAAGUUCAUGUAUCGCAAAGGCUGACGAUACGCUCUAAAUGUCAUAUGUUCCUGAGAAAGUUUCCUAUGGAUGUGCAGGCUUGCCCAAUAGAAAUUGGUUCUCUCGGAUACUUUGCUGACGAUGUCGUCUACAACUGGAAAGAUGUGGAUCUGGAUGCAAAAAUGGGCAACAUGCUAUCACAAUAUAAAAUUCUAAAUCAUUUCAAAUCCGAGCACAACUUCUCUGACUAUCGAUUUCCAGAUAGAAACAUAUCCGUUCUGAAGGUAUACUUCAAGCUUCAGCGUCAGCAAGGUUAUUAUGUGUUGCAAAUUUACACUCCUUGCACAUUGCUUGUUGUAAUGUCUUGGGUCUCAUUCUGGAUUAAUAAAGAAGCGUCACCAGCACGUGUAGCAUUAGGUAAGUUUCAAGUUGAUUUGUUGCUAAAACUUGAAGAUUUAUUACCAGGAAUCAUGACUGUGCUAUCAAUGUCCACUCUUGGAUUUGGUCUGCGUACCGAUCUGCCCAAAGUGUCUCAUUCAACAGCAUUGGAUAUUUAUAUUCUGUAA
Messenger RNA from Cylicostephanus goldi, 942 nucleotides. Lineage: Eukaryota; Metazoa; Nematoda; Chromadorea; Rhabditida; Strongylidae. The record is from the annotation of a GenBank genome assembly.